CUUCCACCCCCAUCCUAUGAUUUGCCCUAAGCCCCAGGGGAAGGUCUGUGAUAUUUCCACAUCGACCAUGAGUGGGCUGUUGAAGCGGAAGUACGAGGAGCUGGAAGAUGACUCCACUUGCUCUUCAUCUUCGUCACCAUCCUCGUCUGCCACCUCUUCCGGAGGGGAAUCUGACGAGGAGUAUGCGUGCAGUCCGAUGCCUUCGAUUAAGGAUUUCACCCCCACGUCCAUCUUGAAAAAGGCAAAACGUGUUAAGAAAAACAAUGUGGAGUUUGACAGCGUGCUCGUCUACUACUUCCAGCGAUGCCAGGGGUUCACGAGCGUUCCCAGUCGAGGGGGGUGUACUCUUGGAAUGAAGCGCAAGCAUUGCUCCAGCAGGCACUACACAAUGGAAGAGUUUUCCAAGGAGCAGCUGAAUCGUCGGAGGGAGAAACUGAAGGAACGAUUAAAAGAGGAGAAACUUAUGGCUUUAAAGAAUACGUUCACUAUGAAUGGCACCAUUGAGUCCGAAAAGGCCAAUAAUCUCACUAUCGACGACAUCUGCGAUGAAGACAUCGAUAUGACUGACGGAGAGGUUGAAGACGGCUUCUGUCCUCGCAUGUACCCCGCCAAGAAACGACGAGCUUUGCUGAAAAGUGAGGGAGUGAAGAAGAUAGACAAAUCCGAAAAGCACGAGCUGAAUGAGAUCAGGAGGUCGAGAGAAGACUGCGGUUGUGAUUGCGUGGACUUCUGCGAACCAGAGACCUGCAGUUGUAACCUGGCAGGAAUAAAGUGUCAGAGAGAUCAUUCAACUUUUCCAUGUGGCUGUUCGAAGGAUGGUUGCGGCAACAGGAACGGAAGAGUUGAGUUCAAUUCGUCCAGGGUUCAGACCCAUUACAUCCAUACAGUCAUGAAACUGGAGCUGGAGGAGAAAAGCCAGAGUAGCGAAAGCAACGACGAAACGGAAGACUCUUGUGGGGAACUGCUUAAUCCGUUCGGGUAUCCGCCAGCCGUAAACAUCAAUGAAGAACGGACCGUCCCUACGUCCCCGCCGCCCUCCUAUCAGUUCAGUAUGAGCUUGGAUGCCGCUGGUGAAAACAGCUGCAGCAGCGACAUAACCGACUUCUCCACCUCGUCCUGCCACAGCGAAGACUCCGAAGAGCCAUUUGAAACUACCCCUGACAAAUCCCAGUCGGAUGUUGACGAUGACUAUCUGGCAAGGAUUCUUCACUUCAACGACUCUGAAUACGAGGAGAGCAGCAGCGACUGCCAAGAUAACUUAAGCUUUUUCCAUUCUGCGGAUUUCUUCUGUGAUAAUGUUUACGACGCUCUUUCGAGAACAGAAAAACCAGCGAGCGGGACCUUCUCGUGCUCGUUAUCAAAUGUUUCCAAGUGCAUGGAUGAGAACGCAAACCAAGGAGGUGAUUGUUCUGUUGAUAGAACAUCUGUAACCACCUCGGUUGACUCUACGGUUUCUGGAACACACACAGAGGCACCUUUGAAAACCUAUCCCGAUAUCAACCUUUCCUCCGAUUGUUUUGAACUUGCCUACCCGGAUUAUAAUUUGGGACCUCUUUACAACUCUUUGAAGGAAUAUGAUCACUCGUCGUAUCAGCCAAUUAAUAUCCCUGGCGUGUCCCAGAGCUCAGACUCCCAUGCAAACUUUCUGGAAUCCUUAAUUGGCUCGUCCGAAUCCAUUCCCGAUACGCUCGUCCCUUUCAUGGAUAAUCAACUCCUGCUUGAAGAUGCCUUCAAGUCCUCUUUCAUGGAAUCUCUCAUAGUCUAAAACAUAUUUGGGUAACAGACUUUUGUGAAUUUAUACAUAUAUUUAUGUUACAGCAAUUAAAUGGAAGGAAUGUUUAUAGGAAUUUAUUUAUUUUUUUUUUUUU
Molecule: messenger RNA, 1868 nt
Organism: Spea bombifrons (plains spadefoot toad)
Lineage: Eukaryota; Metazoa; Chordata; Amphibia; Anura; Pelobatidae
Gene: CSRNP1
Product: cysteine and serine rich nuclear protein 1
Exons: 5
Coding region: 17-1765 (582 amino acids)
Biological process (GO): regulation of transcription by RNA polymerase II
Cellular component (GO): nucleus
Molecular function (GO): DNA-binding transcription factor activity, RNA polymerase II-specific; sequence-specific DNA binding
Source: RefSeq, a predicted model, not a curated record